GAGAGUCAGGAGUCUAUCGCCACGAAGCAACAUGACAACAUCUCGACGUCUGAUUCUCCUGUUUCUCCUCUAUUUUACGGCGAUUGAAGCCACGUCUUUCCAGGAUGGCGACGAGGUCAUACUUUACGUCAACAAAGUGGGGCCCUACUUCAACCCCCAUGAGACAUAUCACUACUACCAACUACCCGUCUGUCGACCCAAGAUAAUUGAGCACAAGAGCCUGACCCUUGGCGAAGUCCUGGAUGGAGAUCGCAUGGCCAAGUCUGACAUCAGGAUCAAGUUCAAAGAGAACAUGCAAAACCGAAAGCUGUGUGACCUGGUGUUAUCGGAGGAGGAGGUGCAAUACCUUCGGGAGGCCAUCGAAGAACACUACUACUACGAAUUUGUGGUCGACGAUAUCCCAGUGCGAGACUUCAUUGGUCAUCUGGAGGAAUCGGGCUUUGUCCCCCACACCCACAAAGUAUACCUGUGGACACACCAGCACUUCAACAUUUAUUAUAAUGAUAAUAAGAUCAUCUAUGUAAAUGCAACGAAGGAGCAUGCCCCUAUUUCCCUGGACGAUGUAGAACCACCACUCAACAUACAGCCUACAUAUUCUGUAACUUGGAUUCCUACUAAAAUUGCAUAUGCCGACCGGGGGCGUCUUAUCCAGGACAACAGCUUCUUCCCACGCAGUCUAGAGAUCCACUGGCUUUCCAUCAUCAACUCUAUGGUGCUUGUGUUUCUCCUCAUAGGCUUUGUGGUUAUUAUCCUGACCCGAGUGUUGCGGAAUGACUUUGCACGCUACAACAUUGACGAGGAGGGCCGAGACGACAUAGACAGUGAUGAGUAUGGUUGGAAAAUCAUCCACACUGAUGUCUUCCGGUUCCCACAGCAUAAGAGCCUGUUUUCAUCCAUUCUAGGUGUUGGAUGUCAGUUCCUGGCAGUGGCAGUGGGGAUCAUCGGUAUGGCUCUGCUGGGCAUGUUCAACGUCCACCGACAUGGCUCUAUGAACAGUGCAGCUAUCUUCCUGUAUGCCCUUGCAUCAGUCAUUGCAGGAUACGUUUCCUCAUCCAACUUCAGAAUGAUGGGGGGCACCAAGUGGGUGUCCAACAUCAAUUUGACAACAGUGCUCUUCGCAGGCCCAUUCUUCUUGAUCUGGAGCAUUCAGAAUACAGUCGCUUGGGCCUACCACUCCACCCAAGCCCUCCCCUUCACUACCAUCAUCCUCUUGCUGCUCAUGUGGAUCUUCGUGGGCUACCCGCUCACCAUUUUUGGAGGAAUCCUGGGAAAGAACGGCCACGUAGAGUACAACUUCCCCUGCCGGACGAAGAACAUUGCACGGGAGAUACCUUCAGGUCCCUGGUACCGAUCCUCCUGGGCACACUGUGCUGUUGGUGGCUUCCUGCCUUUCAGUGCCAUUAGCGUGGAAAUGUACUACAUCUUCUCGACACUUUGGGGCCGCGAGCAGUACACCUUGUACGGGAUCCUUGGCGUGGUAUUCAUCAUCCUCCUGAGUGUGACUGCCUGUGUGUCCGUGGCCCUCACCUACUUCCAGCUGGCUGCUGAGGACUACAGGUGGUGGUGGAGAUCCAUCUUCAGUGCUGGAUCUACUGGUGGCUUCGUCCUGAUGUAUUGCGUGUUCUACUACCUAAAGCGCUCAAAUAUGUCAGGUGGCUUGCAGACCAUAGAGUUUGUGGGCUGGUCGCUUCUUACCUGCUAUGUAUUUUUCCUUACCCUUGGCACGGUCUCUUUUCUUGCCUCCCUCACCUUUGUCAAGUACAUUUACCGUAACAUCAAGAUGGAUUAAGAAGGGUGGUUUUAUUUCAUUUCAUUUUCUCUCUUUGUGUUAAAUGAUGUAGACCCUCAUUGAGGGAAAAGAUUGGUGUAUUAGGAAAAGAGAGAGAGUGUCUUAUUCAAGAGGAAUGCAAGUAGCUUGUUAAGCCAAUACCAUAGGAAUGAAUACGGUGUAUUGUGGGUCAGACUGAUGCGAAGGUGAAUUCGAUCUUUAGAUUUAAGGUGAAGUAGAGAGCAGAGGAAGUAGCAUUACAGCAGAUUGUAUUUAUUACCAGAUUUUGCUCAGUAAAGAGGCAUUGAUGCUAUUUUUAUGAGGAUGACGUAAUUGAGGUUUCCUUAAGUACAAGGAGUACGUGCUGCUCUGUAGAUGGAAACUCCCCCCUCACUUGAAGGCUUGUGAAUUAUAAAGUUUAGUUAGGCUGACUGCAUUCAUGGGCCUGGUGAGGCUAUGGGAACCAAAGGACUUCUGGAUGAUACUUAUUUAUUAUCAUUUCUUUUCAUCCAGUCCUUCCUUUGUAAUUUUUUUUUUUCUUCUUACUAUCCUUUAAGAAAAGGAAGCUCUUGUGAACAGCGGUGAGAGAGAGAGGGAGAUUGUCCUUCUCUCUCUCAGUGCCAGUCUUUCUACCUGGGAAUUUGGAUAAUGCUGAAUGCUUGCUGAAGGACCAAGUGCUAAGCCUAGUGCCUUAUAACACUUCUAGGGGUCUGAACAGUAACAAUUCUCAAACUGUUAGUUGACUGACGAUGACAAGAAAAAUGCUUGGAUGCUGCCCCCUUUCCAUCAGGGUCCUUUGUAUCAGAUUGAUACAUUAGUUUGGACUGCAAGAGGAGGUUUUAUAUCUUUUUAACUGUCUGAAUGUCUGUGUGUCUGUCUCUGUCUUGCUCUUGUCAGUCUACCUCUAUGUUAGGCUGUGUUAUCUAAAUGUGAGGGCCGUAUCUUCUAGGCGUAGACAGAAUAUGACAUAGUUUAAGUAGUUAGGGUAAUAGAAAAUGUCAAUUCAGUUUUUGCCAAAGACACAAAACACCACAUGCACAUUUCUGAAAAGGUAUUGGAUGCUUUGAAACAUUAUAGUACUAGUGUGUGUCAUAUCUCUUCAUCCUUUUUAUUUUUUCUUAAAAUGGAUUUAGAUCCUAUGGAUAAAGACUGUAUUAGACUUCACAUUGUGUGUAUAUGUAGCUAUUUUAAACUAAAGUCUGUACUAAGCAUGUAUCUGAUUGAUAGGAAGGCAGAGUGUUUGGCAUAGUAAUAUUUUUUCCAUAAAUAGUCCUGUAUACUGGCCAGUUACCAAAACUUACAUUGUUGUUUGAUACAGAAAACAUUGCAUUAACAAAGUCUACUAUGCCUGUUGUGUUGUACAAAGCAGUUAGCAGUUAAAUAGAGAAUAGAAAGUGAUUAUUAAUGAAUAGGAAUCUCUGAUUUAGUUAUUUUAUGCUAUUCAUUAAACACAUAAGAAUUCACCAGGUAAUUUACAUCACAGGAAAGUGAUAGAACAAUUUUUUUUAAAAGAGCAUUAGUAUAUGUCUCCACCAAUUUUUGUACAAAUCAAAAUAUUUUUUUGUAUUUGUCCUGGAAAGAUAUUUAGUUGAAUAAUAGGAAUUAAGAAUGAUGGUGAAAACAAAGGAAAAUUUUAAAAUACUGACAUCUGAAUUGUGUUGAGUAAAAAUCCCUUUUUUUCUAAUUGUAUUUAUUAUUGUAAUCAUCAGUGUUACUGCAGUUAUGAUCAUCAUCAUUUCCAUUUUUACUUUGUUUUCUUUGUUUUUUUUCCCCUCUAAGCAGUCUCUACUUCUAUCAGUUGAGCAGAAUUUAACCAUAGUCUGUUCUAUUUCUCUGUAAAGUCUUAUCAGGUUGUAAACAUUUAUCACUCCCCACACUCUUAACCAUAAACCUCCCCACCCAUACACCCUUAAACAAUCUCUCUCUCUCUCUCUCUCUCUCUCUCUCUCUCUCUCUCUCUCUCUCUCUCUCUCUCUCUCUCUCUCUCUCUCUCUCUCUCUCUCUCUCUUCUUCUCUUUCUCUCCCCCCCCCCACCCCGGGGGGAGUGACUAUGUGCAAUCAUGCACAUAGUCACUUUUGCUCUCACCCUUACCUCCCCACACACACACACACACUUUCUCUCUUUCUCCCUCUCUCCUUUUCUCAGUGCCCUUCUCUCCAUCUUUCCCUUUCUCAUCCUCCUCUCUCCCCUUCUCAUACCUCCCUCUGUCAUCCUCUCUCACUUUCCCUCUCCCUUUAAUCACACUCUUGUCUCUCUCUCUCCUCUCCCCUCUUCCCCUGUUCUCCCUUCCUUCUCCCCUUCUCUUCCCUCCUUUUCUCUCUCUUCUAAAAGAUUACCAUUAUGUGUUAUAUAUAGGUUGAUAUGCUUCUUCAACAGUUUAUUUCAAUGUUAGGUUGCAGUUGUUGUGUAAUGACUCAUAGUUGUUAAAAGGGAUAUAUUGCUCAUGUGUCAUUUACAUGUACAGAAUGAGAGGAACUUUUGCUUGUGUGUGUGUGUGCGCUAGCUUAUGUGAAUAUUAUAGAUAUAUCUUAUAUUUAGUAGUAUAGUAUUACUAAAAGGAAAAAGUUUGGCAUGUGUGACAUAUGUGUAUAUGGGGUACAAGAUGUAGUGAUAAUCUUAUCCAUUUGCUUUUUUUUUUUUUUUUUUUUUUUUUUUUUUUUUUUUUUUUUUUUUUUAGUUUUUUAGUUGUUUUUUUUUUUUUUAGUUAAGGAAAUUUAAUGCUUUAUUUAAGAGGCUUCUCUGGCACUUUAAAUCCUGACAUGAUUAUCAAAAUGAUUGUCUGCAAAUCAUGUUUAAAGUGAUCUUUAUUCAAUCAUUCUAAAGUGUGUGCAAAUUGAUAAUGAUAGAAAGGCCUUGUUACUAUAAUGCUUUUUUCUUUUGAUUUUAAGAUAUUUGUGUAUUUUGUUGAUUGUUGUUUUCAGAUUUUAUGAUACGUGUAUUUUAGGAGGGAAAUAGUCACAUCUUGAGCAAUGAUUUAGAAAAAAAAAGAACAGAUUUACAUGAACUCUUGAAAUUAGUUAAGAAAUAUCCCAGUUAUUAUACUGUAGAAAGAUAUUUUAUGAUUUGUAAACAGUAUGUGACUGAAAUUUCUGCCGAAAGUUAUCACAGCGAGUGAAAAUAUAAAUUCAGUUUUGUUUCUAUACCCUGAAAGAAACUAAGAAUUAACAGUAGUGGAAGGUAUAGCUAAUUCGCUCCCUCUUUUUCAAAUAAAAGAUUAGGAAAGAGAAUGCCAUUUUAAAUUUUAUAUAAUUUCUCAUUAGGUUGUGGGCAUUAUCCUGUGUAAUUUGAUAUAAUUCUUUAAGUUCACUUUGUUGUUUGCAGUGUUUGGAUGUUCUCAUUGAGGUACAUCAGUCAAAGUUUCUUUCUGUCUCUUUCCUUAUUACUGUUAUUUAUUCACGUUAAAUAGAAUUCAUCAUCGUCAUCAAGGGGCUAACACUGACAAGGGCGCAUGGCUGUAUCCACCCUUUGCUUCCAGCCACGAGGGUCCCUCAUGGCGAGUCUCCAGGUCGUGACAGGUCUCAUUGAGCUGCCCAAGCCAUGACCUAGGUUGUCCCACGGGCCUCCUCCACCCAGGAGCUUGGUUCUUCUGCAUAGUUACCGACAUCUCCAAAUGCUCUUGUUGAUGGAGUUUAUGGCUCCCGCUCUCAGUCCAUCUGCUGACUUCUUGGUCUGACAGCCUAGAGAUAUGGCCUACCUUACCAAGGUAUGCAAAGCUCUCUGUGACUUCAACAUCCUCACCACAAGCAUGGAUCGACUGAAUGGGUUUCCCUAACAGGACCCCAAAGUCCUGAAUCUUGGUGUUGGUCUAAGAGACCUCUAGGCCCAGUGCCCUGACUUUGGAUAGCACUGCCCAUUACCCAGUCUGUCAAGUGUUGAGGAGUGAUGGUGCAAGGACACAGCUUUGCCUCACCCCUGAAUUAACAGGGAAGAAGUUUGAAAGGCCCCCCACCACACUUUACAGUACUUUCAGUAUUGGUAUAUAGGCUUGCUAUUAGGCCAAUAAUCUGCGUCAGAAUUCCCCUAAGUCUCAGAAUCUCCCAUAGUGAUUCUCGAUUCUCAAGUGAAUCCAGACUGCUCUGGUCUCUGGUGUAGUAGGUGGUUGCGGAUCCAU
Molecule: messenger RNA, 5880 nt
Organism: Penaeus indicus
Lineage: Eukaryota; Metazoa; Arthropoda; Malacostraca; Decapoda; Penaeidae
Product: transmembrane 9 superfamily member 1-like
Exons: 12
Coding region: 32-1789 (585 amino acids)
Biological process (GO): protein localization to membrane
Cellular component (GO): membrane
Source: RefSeq, a predicted model, not a curated record